Molecule: messenger RNA, 549 nt
Organism: Miscanthus lutarioriparius
Lineage: Eukaryota; Viridiplantae; Streptophyta; Magnoliopsida; Poales; Poaceae
Source: the annotation of a GenBank genome assembly
AUGGCCCGAGCCCGCGCGCUGCUCAUCGUCCUCGCGGCUGCCGUCGUGCUCCUGGCCGCACGCCCGGUGGCGGCCACUGGGGGAGUAGCUGGGGUGGCGGAGGUCUGCAAGAACACCCCUUUCCCCGAUCUGUGCACCAGGACGGCGGGGAAGCACGCCAAGAAGUACAAGGUCGUGGACGCGGUGACGGUGCUAGAGAUGCAGGUGGACGCGUUCAAGAAGCGCGUCAAGGCGGCGCGGAAGCUCGCGAAGCAGGAGGUCAAGACGGCUCCGACGCCCUUGGUGCGAAGGGCACUGAACCUCUGCAAAAGCUACUACCUGGAUGCCGGGGACAAUCUCGGCGCCUGCAAGCGCGCCAUCGGCUUCAGGGACGCCGUCACCAUCCGCGCCACAAUGAGCAUGGCGGCACAGGACAUGCAGAAUUGCGAUGAGGAGUUCAGGAAGGCCGGCUCCCAGAACCCCAUGGAGGACCACAACAGGUCGCUCAUCGAGAUGUCCGAGAUCUGCCGCACGCUCUCCAACAUGGUCCCUUAUGAACAUUCCCAUUGA